Molecule: messenger RNA, 1356 nt
Organism: Lineus longissimus
Lineage: Eukaryota; Metazoa; Nemertea; Pilidiophora; Heteronemertea; Lineidae
Exons: 1
Coding region: 1-1356 (451 amino acids)
Source: RefSeq, a predicted model, not a curated record
AUGAUCCUCCAGCAACUUUGCAGAAACAACACCGACUGGGACCAGCCACUACCCGAUGAAUUAAGACCACAGUGGGAGGACUGGAGGCAGGACCUUCACAACCUCAGCAACCUCAAGAUCCAAAGAUGCUACAAGCCCUCUGAAUUUGGUACGUUCAAAUCUGCUGAGCUACAUCACUUUUCAGACGCAUCCCUCACAGGAUACGGACAGUGCUCAUACUUGAGGCAAGUAGACAUGCAGGGCCAGGUUUACUGCUCCUUGGUGAUGGCGAAAGCUCGUGUAGCCCCACUAAAACCGGUUACAAUACCUAGGUUAGAGCUGCAGGCUGCAGUGGUGUCAGUGAAGAUAUGUGCUCUUCUGAACCAUGAACUGGCCAACUCUGGGCUGAAGAACAUUUUUUGGACAGACUCCAAGGUUGUCCUCGGAUAUAUAAAAAAUGAAGCCCGUAGAUUUCACAUCUUUGUGGCAAAUAGAAUCCAGCGGAUCCAUGAAUCAUCCAGCCCAGACCAAUGGAGGUAUGUGUCGACAAACGAGAAUCCGGCAGAUUUUGCUUCCAGAGGCUUAAAAGCCAAUGAGCUGACGACCUCCAAUUGGUUCCAAGGACCACCAUUUCUGUGGAAAGAAGAGAUCCCUGCUGAAAGUACCAGUCCACUGCUCAUCACGUCAGACGACCCGGAAGUCAAAAGGGUCCAGGUCAUGGCCACUGGAGCGAUAGAGAAAACUGCCCUCCUAGAUAAAUUCACCAAGUACUCUGAUUGGUCUAGACUGCAGUCCGCAGUCUCUAUACUCCUAAAGCGCUGUGCAAGGAAAUCUCCGGAAGCUGAGAUUAAACCCCAACAAGCUCGCGACAGAGCGACAAGAACAAUCAUGCGCAUGGUCCAAAGAGACUCUUUUAGAGAAGACAUUGAAGACAUUGAGCAAGACGGAAGGCUUAAGAAAGGCAGCAAAUUAUCCAACUUGGACCCCUUCUUAGAUAAAGAGGGCCUCCUGCGAGUAGGCGGCAGAAUGAGACGAUCAUCCUGCCCUCAAGAGAUAAAGCAUCCGCUGAUCCUGCCAAAGAAAAGUCAUGUCACACUACUGAUCAUCAGAGAUAGCCAUGACAAGAUAGCACACCAAGGGCGUGGGAUGACAAUGAAUCAGCUCAGAUCACAAGGAAUCUGGAUUAUUGGCUGCAGUGCAGCAGUUUCCUCCUACCUUUUCAAAUGUGUAACUUGCAAACGGAUCAGAGGAACAGCUCAAUCUCAGAAAAUGGCUGAUCUACCAGUAGACAGAAUAGAACCUUCACCACCAUUCACCCAUUGUGGUGUCGAUUGCUUCGGGCCAUUUCUCGUCAAGGAGCUGACAAUGAGAAGGUGA